AUGGCUGGUAUAAACGAUGCCGCGAUUGUUGCUGCUUUGGAGGCUGUGGCUCAAGUUUUGGCACAUCAACCAAAUGCCGAUGAGAAUACUGGAUCUCGUAGUUUGGCGACCUUCCAGAGGGAGAAUCCGCCGGUCUUCAAAGGAAAGCAUGACCCUGAUGGCGCAUUGGAAUGGUUGAAGGAGAUUGAGAGGAUCUUCCGUGUGAUGGAUUGCACUCCAGCGCAAAAGGUUCGUUAUGGUACUCACAUGCUAGCAGUCGAAGCUGAUGAUUGGUGGCUAGAGAAUCGCCAUAGAUUGGAGGUGGCAGGUGAAGAGAUCACUUGGGUUGUGUUCCGCAGGGAAUUUCUGAGAAAGUAUUAUCCUGAAGAUGUUCGGGGUAAGAAAGAGAUUGAGUUUCUUGAGCUCAAACAGGGGAAUAUGUCAGUGACUGAAUAUGCUGCAAAGUUCACUGAGUUGGCUAAGUUCUACCCGUAUUAUGAUGGAGCAGGUGCUGAGUUUUCGAAGUGCAUCAAGUUUGAGAACGGAUUGCGCUCUGAGAUCAAGAAAGCUAUUGGGUAUCAGAAGAUUCGUAUCUUUCCUAAUUUGGUUGAUAGUUGCAGGAUCUUUGAAGAAGAUAACAAUGCUCAUUACAAGGUUGUUACUGACAGGAGAGGCAAGAAUCAACAGAACCGUGGCAAACCAUAUGAUGCUCCAGCUGGUAAAGGUAAACAGAGAUUUACGCAGGGUCAGAGAUCUAGUGGGGGAGGUGCUCCUCCUAAUGUGAUUUGUUUCAAUUGCGGGAAACCUGGCCAUAAGAGUACUGCGUGUAACAUUGAGGUGAAGAAAUGUUUUCGUUGUGGUAAGAUGGGGCACGCUAUGUCAGAUUGUAAGCAUAAGGAAAUGGUUUGUUUUAACUGCGGUGAAGAAGGACACAUUGGAAGUCAGUGUUCGAAACCAAAGAAGGCACAAGCUGGUGGAAGAGUGUUUGCUUUGGCUGGAACUCAGACACCGAAUGAGGACAGACUUAUCAGAGGUACAUGUUUCAUAAAUAGUACUCCUUUAAUCACUAUUAUUGAUACUGGUGCUACUCAUUGUUUUAUUGCUGCUGAUUGCGUUAAAAGAUUGGGUCUUGUGUUAUCUUCUAUGAAUGGUGAGAUGGUAGUUGAGGUUCCAGCUAAAGGAUCAGUGACUACUUCUCUAGUAUGUUUGAAGUGUCCUUUGUCGAUUUUCGAUAGGAACUUCGCUGUUGAUUUAGUUUGUGUGCCGUUAAGUGGGUUGGAUGUAAUUUUGGGGAUGAACUGGUUAGAGUAUAACUAUGUUCAUAUUAAUUGUUAUAACAAGACUGUGAGGUUUUCAACUGUUGAAGAGGAAGAAGCUGGGUUGGUGUCGCCUAAGCAGUUGCGACAGUUGUUGAAGGAAGAAGCUGAGAUGUUCUCAUUAAUGGCAACAUUGUCAAUUGAGAAUCAAGCUAUAAUUGAUGAGUUGCAGGUGGUGCGUGAGUUUCCUGAAGUUUUCCCUGAUGAGAUUCCUGAUGUACCUCCAGAAAGAGAGGUUGAAUUUGCAAUUGAUCUUGUACCUGGUACCAGACCUGUUUCUAUGGCACCAUACAGAAUGUCUGCAUCCGAAUUGGCUGAAUUAAAGAAGCAACUGGAGGACUUACUUGAGAAGAGGUUUGUCAGACCAAGUGUAUCACCGUGGGGAGCUCCAGUGCUGUUGGUAUAGAAGAAAGAUGGA
Molecule: messenger RNA, 1713 nt
Organism: Vicia villosa (hairy vetch)
Lineage: Eukaryota; Viridiplantae; Streptophyta; Magnoliopsida; Fabales; Fabaceae
Exons: 1
Coding region: 1-1701 (566 amino acids)
Molecular function (GO): zinc ion binding; nucleic acid binding
Source: RefSeq, a predicted model, not a curated record